AGCAUUUUGCUCAAGGCUUGCACUUGUUCAAAUUGGCUCUACACAACGGGUGAUUGAAGGAUGGACGGGCCUCACAUCGGGCUUGCCAUGGACGAGGAACCCAUCAAACUGAAUGCUUCAACCUCUCCAAAGCCAGGAAACAUGCUGCGUGGCGCCGAGGAUGUCGGGCUCGUGAUCUUGCAGUGCGACGAAAUUCUGCGGAGGCUUGAUUUCCACGCCGAGCUCCUGGAGAAAGCGCUUCUAAGGCAUCCUGCACACCCGCCUCGGAUUUGUGAAAAGUUGGAGAAACAAGCUGCAGAAGUACCAACACCCACUGCGCAUAGUGCCCAGUCGCCCGUUGCAAAACUGCCAGGAAGACGUCCGUCGUGCACCCCAAGUAUGCAAUUGUUUACAACUUUUACCCAAGCUGAUUUGGCUUUGAGGCAGAGAGCGGCUGAGGUGGAUGGCUCAGUGGCUAGACAAGCUUUUGCCGAUGCAUCUGUAUCUGAAAUGAAAGAUGUCCCGGAGACCAGAUUGCAGCGUUGGGUUCGGAAUCCGGCUUUUGACACCUUCUUUGCUCUUGUGGUGCUGGCCAAUUCAAUCUUUGUUGCUUUCCAGGUUCAGGAAAGCAUUGCGAAUUCCCAAGAGUCGACGGCAAUGACAGUGACGCAGAUUUGCUUCACUGCGCUCUUCACUGUCGAGCUGCUGGUGAGGUUCGCUGCAUUUGGUUUGGCAGUGCUCUGCUCAGAAGACAGGUGGUGGAUUCUGCUUGACAUAGUCAUCGUCACCAGCUCCCUUUUUGAGGUCACUCUUGGCUUAGCCAUGAGCGGUAGCUCCCAGCAAGUCUCAAACGUAAGCAGCCUCAAAUCCAUCCGAAUCAUUCGCGUGACACGGAUCCUGAAAACCCUCCGCUUGGUGCGGGUCUUUCGCUUCAUCAUGGCCUUGCGCACUUUGGUGACCUCCAUUGUCUACACUUUGCGGUCCCUGUUUUGGGCUAUGGCUCUUCUGCUUCUGAUCGUGUACGUCUUCGCAGUGCUCCUGGCGGAAGCGGUGAGUGGGUAUGUCCAAGACCCAAGCAACCCUGCCUUGCCAGACGUGGAAGCAGCAGCUGUGGAAAAGUACUAUCGAUCUCUCUUUCACACAAUGCUAAGCCUGUUUAUGAGUAUCUCAGGUGGCGUGAGCUGGCAAGAGGUUUUAGCUCCAUUGGAAUACAUAUCGAGCAUGUGGGUGAUGGUUUUUCUCUUUUAUGUGGCAUUCACGUAUUUCGCCGUAUUGAACGUGGUAACAGGCGUAUUUUGCCAGUCCGCCAUUGACAGUGCGCAGAACGAUCAUGCAAACGUGGUCCAGUCAAUGCUGGCAAACAAGGAGGCCCACGUCGAGAAAAUCCGGGCCCUCUUCAGCCAGCUCGGUGCGGACAAGACGGGCAUCAUCACCUAUGCCAUGUUUGAAGAAGGGCUGCGCAGCCCGCCCGUCAUCGAGUACUUUGAAACACUAGGCCUGGAUGUCUGGGAUGCAUGGUCUUUCUUCAAGCUUUUGGACUUGGAUGCUGGUGGCUCCGUGGAGAUUGAAGAGUUCUUCAAGGGCUGCCUGCGGCUGCGCGGCCAGGCGCGGGGCGUGGACGUCGGGAAGCUGCUUCACGACCAGCGCUGGCUCAUCAAGGCGCAGGGCCGCUUCCAGACCUACGUGGAGGCGAAGGUGGAUGAGAUCACAGAGCAGCUGUCUGAGCUUAGCGGCAUGCCGUACAAGCCCUUCAUUCGGGGCAUGUCUCCAGUGGACGCUGACGACUCCAAGCUGUGAACCGGGUGAUGCCUGCACAGCGAGCGUUGAAACAGUUUUUGCCGCUUCUUGGGCUGGCUGGAGGCCGGCACCGCCAAGCAGUGCCAAGCCAAGCAGCCGAGUAGGGCCAAGCACUGCCAAGCAGUGCCAAGUAGUUGUCACCUCUAGUGACAAGUGCGGCCGUGCCCGGCCUUGGUCCUCUCCACCAUGUACCAAAACA
Messenger RNA from Effrenium voratum, 1975 nucleotides. The record is from the annotation of a GenBank genome assembly. Lineage: Eukaryota; Dinophyceae; Suessiales; Symbiodiniaceae.